This is a messenger RNA of Rhododendron vialii, 945 nucleotides long. RefSeq names its product beta-mannosyltransferase 4-like. Lineage: Eukaryota; Viridiplantae; Streptophyta; Magnoliopsida; Ericales; Ericaceae. Gene Ontology annotation, biological process: regulation of protein localization to cell surface; double fertilization forming a zygote and endosperm; regulation of double fertilization forming a zygote and endosperm. Gene Ontology annotation, cellular component: vesicle; extracellular region. The transcript has a single exon. The coding region runs from base 239 to 784 and encodes 181 amino acids. The record is from RefSeq and is a predicted model, not a curated record.
ACUCUUUAAUAAGAAAAAAAUGUAUUAACUCUACUUAAAUUGAAAUAAAAGCAACAAUUUAAAGCACAUUGUUCUCUUCCCUCUAUAUAUUUCCAUAAUAUUCGUCUCUUAAUCCCGCAACACACACCUGCAACAAUCCCCGGGAAGGCGGGGACCAACAAGCACCAUCCCAAACCCCGACUGCCACCACCACCGCCACCGCCACCGCCAUUAAUUGUCGCCUAAUUUCCACCGGAAAAUGACUCGAGCCGCCACCCUAUAUUCAGUAUCACUGCUUGCAGCAUGUGUGUCCAUUUUGGUUGGACCAACUGAUGAGUUUUUGUUUGGUCCGGGCCUAGGAGGCCUAGGACUGGGAAACGACUGUUGGGCCUCUCUCAGAGGGGCCCGAGGGUGCGGUCUACAGGCCGUGGUGCAAUCGUUCGUGAAGGCCCAGCCCGAAUUGAUGGGCCCAGAUUGUUGUAGGGCCUUUCUUGAUGCUGAUGACAAGUGUUGGCCCAAGGUGUUCCCUUUGAACCCUUUCUUCCCUCCUACCCUUAAGAGCUAUUGCGAAAAACAAGAUCAAGAAGCAAAAGAUAAAAUGGCUCAAGAAGAAAAAGAUAAAAGGGAUCAAGAAGAACAAGAUGAAAGGGAUAAAGAAGAACAAGAAAAAAGGGAUCAAGAAGAAAUGGAUAGAGUGGCUCAGGAAGAACAAGAUAAAAGGGAUCAAGAAGAAAAAGAUAGACGAGAGCAAGAUAAAAAUGAUGAUGACAAAGACGACGACGACGACGAUAAUGACAAAGAUUAAACAACAGUCAUCGUCAUCAAUCGCGCCCCCUCCACCACAGCCCCCGCCUAGUCUGGUGUCACCCGCAUUUCGACGGAGACAGGUGACCCAAUGCAUUAUGGGUGAAAAUGAAAGUGACAAGAAUGCUACUAUUUGCCAAGAACAAAGAAAAAGAGCAAAAC